AUCGACUCAAACCAUAUAUAGAAAAGAAUCCCAGCUUCAUUGCCAGUAUUUCUGCCUCUAUAGUUUAUAAUUUCUACAUUAUCAUCAGACUCUCUUGCGACUGCGAAACAUGGCAUCCAACCAGUCCUCACCUCUGGGUGCUUGGGUAGAUGAAUUAUUGACUACCGUUUUUUUCCAAUCAAAUAAUGAAUCGUCCUCAAAAGCGAUGCACGAAAGCUUCAGCCCUGAUCUGAGAGUUCGCAUUAACGGUGUCCCUAUGGGGCUUGACGAAUACAAAUCGGCAAUUGUUGCGACACGCGCCCAGUAUCAUCUCUCUGUUGAAUAUAAUCGAGAAUUGCUUUCUAGUCGCGAGGAUCCCGAUGUCAAUGCCGGUGAAGGGUCUGUGGCGCACAUUUCAAGCUUCAUCUUGAAAGACAAACAGGGGGGCCAUGAACGUCAAGAGGCGACUGUGACUCUAGCGACAGUAAAGACCGUGGAUGGUAAAAGGGUGCUAUCAGAAUUGACGGAAGUUCAUCGUUCCGCUUGAUUCAGACCCGUUGGACUCGCCAUACUGCGGUCGCCAAACAAAGCAGUGAUGGUGCGCUGGAGAAUGGAUGGUAUACAAAGGCGUCUUGUUCUAUAGUUGAUAGUAAAUCAGGGAUGAAGUCAUGAUCUUGUUUUCUCCCCCAAAGUGUGCAUAACAACCUGACUAUCAAUACUGCUCGGCC
Aspergillus glaucus CBS 516.65 is the source of this 707-nucleotide messenger RNA. RefSeq lists its product as uncharacterized. The transcript is spliced from 2 exons. The record is from RefSeq and is a predicted model, not a curated record. NCBI's taxonomy places the organism in Eukaryota, Fungi, Ascomycota, Eurotiomycetes, Eurotiales, Aspergillaceae. Bases 110 to 526 code for a protein of 138 amino acids.